AGGUUAGAGGGAGGAGUAACAGACUGGGGACAUGAAGUGACAGUUCACACUCAUCAGAGACUCACACAUGGCUCAUAGUCAACAAGAAGAGAGAGCACACAGAGAGAGACCUGUGGACACAGACAAGGGGAAAAGAGAAAGAGGUGAAAGACAGGAUGUGGGUCCUCAUUUUGGCAGCUCUACUCUUCUCUCUGACAGAGAGAGCAACAUGUCGAAAACUGGUAGCACCACCAAAAGCAUCAUCCUGGACCAUCACCUUCAGUCCAGCAGAAAUAACAGCAGAGAAGGGACUAUGUGCUGUUAUUUCAUGUACUUUCACUCACCCUGAUAACAUCAAGCCUACCGCUGCAAUAUGGUUCAAGUGCCCUGCAAGUGACAGAUGUGAUAAGGUUAAAAACAUAAUUUUCCACUCUGAAACUCCCUCUAAAGCUCAGAAAGCUUAUAAACAGAGAGUAUCUCUACUGGAGACUGAUCUGACAAAGAAGAACUGUAGUGUGAUCAUCAACGACAUCAGAGAGAAUGAUGCUGGAGAGUAUCAAUUCAGACUUCCAAGUUCAUAUACAUACCCGAAGAAAGUGAGCAUCACAGUGAGCGCUCUGACCCAGAAGCCCUCAGUGUUGACUCCUGCUCUGACAGAGGGAGAACCAGCUACUCUGACCUGCACCGCCCCGGGGAUCUGCUCUGGAACUCCUCCUAACAUCACAUGGACAUGGAGAGGAACAGGAGACAACAUCACUGAGCUCAGAGACAACAUCACCAUACAAGAGAGAGAGGACCUGACCACUGUGACGACAACCCACUUCUCAACGUUGACCUUCACCCCCUCAGCUAAGCAUCACGGCACCAACGUCACAUGUCUGGUGACAUUCAAUGGCCGCAUCACCACUAAGAAGACACUGACAAUGAAUGUGGCAUAUGUGAAGGAACCCAAGAUCUCUGGCUGUAACACAGUGAGAGAGGGUGAUACCCUGAAUCUGACCUGCAGUGAUGACAGCUGCCCACCAUCAUCAUCCAACAUCACCUGGAGUAAGAAGGGGACAACAGCUUUGGAACGGAAUAACUCUGGACGGGCCAUUCUCAUCAUCUCUAACAUGACAAGAGAACAUGCUGGGGAGUAUGUGUGUACAGCUCAACACCACAGUAGAUCUCUGACGGCUUCCACUGUUGUCACUGUGAUGUGUGAGUACAAGCAGCGCUGUUCAGACAGAUUGAAAAUGGCUUGUGACAUGCUGUUACCUUUAAAUUGCCUAUGGUUUAUCUCCCCUCUCAUGACCUGUGUGUGUGUGUGUGUAACUCAGGGAGUUCCCUUACCCUUUAUAAGAUGGUUAACACUAAAAGAGUACAGUUUUACUACAUCAGUGUUGAUGUUCUCAGUGAACAGCACCAUCAGCCUGCCUGUCAGAAACCACACCAAUACCACUAUGGAGUGUGUCAGCAGAAAUGAAGCGGGCAGAGUGAGAGAGGUGCAAGUCACCCAAAUAGAAAAACAAGAAGAGGAUGUGUCUAAAGACAUCAUGGCUUUGCUGUCGGACCUACAACUGAUUACUGCAUUUGUGGUUGGUGCAGCCCUCUCAGCCAGCAUCUUUUGUAUCUUCCUGUGUUUGAAAGGGAAACGUAAAAGAUGCAAAGAGAGGAUCCCAAAGGACUCAGACUCCAAAAGCCAUUUCAUGAACCUGGAGAUGGUGGCAUGUGAAGACCAACAGAUGGAUGCAGGACAGGCUGUGGGGGGCAAACAGACCCCUCUGCAGGUGGAGCUAAGGGAGGGAGAAGAAAACGGAGGGCCCCAGACCAGUGGAGCCGUAGGGAAAUCUACCACAGGGGGAGAACCAAAUGAAGUGGACUACGCCAGUAUCAACUACUCCCUGCUGAAGAAGAAGACUCCUGAGGAGGCAGAGAAGAAGACCACCACCACAGAGACAGACUACGCCGAAAUCAAACGACAGAAGAAGAAUGAGGAGGAAGAAGAUGGUGGAGAGGGGAGUGGUGUGAUGGAAGAGGUAGAAUGGGAGGAAGGGGAUGAGAUGGUAGGGAAGGAAGAGGAGAAAGAGAACGGUAAGCCAUUACGAGAGACAGAUGAGGAUACAGCACUUUACUCCAACAUCAAGGCUAUUAUGGGUGGAGAGUGACACAGCAACAUGGGAAAUAGCACACAGCACUAUGGCUUCUAAUAUACAGCACUGCGGUGUUUUCUCAUAUUCCAGAUUGAAUGUUUUAUGAUGAUAGAGACUGAAACUACUGUAGGAAAUAGUUUUGGUAAUUCUUUCUUUUUCAGCCUUAUCUAAUGUAAUGUUAGUUUUGUAAUGAUUCUGUUUUUGUGUCACCAUGGAAGGACAUGGUGUCUCCUCUGAUCCUUCAUGUUUUUGUAUUUUGAUUUAACCCUAACCCUAUAUAUUGAGGCACUACCUUACUUUUGAUGUUUGUGUGUAUUUUAGUUGUUUGCUAUAUGCUAAGAAUUUCUAAAUGAUGUUUUAACUGUCUUGUAGCAUGAUGUACUACAGUACCCAUAAUGCUCUGUAUCAAUAUACGGUUUCAUCUUGGUAAAGACGUUCCUAAAGCUAA
Messenger RNA from Oncorhynchus kisutch (coho salmon), 2559 nucleotides. RefSeq names its product sialic acid-binding Ig-like lectin 8. NCBI's taxonomy places the organism in Eukaryota, Metazoa, Chordata, Actinopteri, Salmoniformes, Salmonidae. Gene Ontology annotation, biological process: cell adhesion. The transcript is spliced from 8 exons. Gene Ontology annotation, molecular function: sialic acid binding. The coding region runs from base 156 to 2126 and encodes 656 amino acids. Gene Ontology annotation, cellular component: plasma membrane. The record is from RefSeq and is a predicted model, not a curated record.